Messenger RNA from Dicrocoelium dendriticum, 997 nucleotides. NCBI's taxonomy places the organism in Eukaryota, Metazoa, Platyhelminthes, Trematoda, Plagiorchiida, Dicrocoeliidae. The record is from the annotation of a GenBank genome assembly.
AUGACAUCAGUUUCUAAAAAUUGUGAAGACCCACAGCCUGUGCAAGCGGUAUCUCUCGUAGUUCCACCCUUUAUUGAAAAGGAUCCCGUUUUGUGGUUCAUGAUUUUAGAAGCUGAAUUUACUUCUAUGCAUGUUACCAAUGACUCUGCAAAGUUUAAUCACUUGCUAACACGCCUGCCGACUGAGGUUACUUUAGCACUACGUGAUCUUAUCAUUACAUCUUGUCUUCCUGACCGCUAUAAUUCUCUCAAGAACGCAGUUAUAAAGCGUGUUACUCCCUCAGUGAAGUCCCGCCUGCACAAACUUUUUACUGGUCUACAGCUAGGUUCUAGUAAGCCAUCCGCGCUAUUUCUAGAGAUGCGUGGUCUCCUUCAAGGGUUGCAUAUGGACGAGUCGCUGCUUCGAGAGUUAUGGCUUCAGCGUUUGCCUGAAAACGUACAAGCUAUGCUAUCGCUUGCGAAAUCGCAGCCUUUGUCAGAAGUUGCAGAUAUUGCUGAUGAUAUGAUGGAUCGCUUCACUGGACCACUGUGUCCGUCGUCUAGUUCUCUUCGCUCACCUGACGUACGUUUGACUGCUGACCCUUCGGUCCAAACCAUCGACACCGCUACUCCACCUUCGACUGGUGAGCCCUUAGCAGAGAUAGCCGCGCUACGGCAAGAAGUUCAAAACUUAAAGUUACAUCGGCACCCAUGGGAUUAUCCAUCCCGUUCCCCUAGCCUAUCUCGAAGACGAACACGACUUCCAAUUUGCCGUUAUCACGCACGUUUUGGAAGUUCCGCUAGAAAUGGUAUAAAACCAUGCUCAUUUCCCGUAACGAGAAAAAGGACAGGACGACACGUAUUGGCGACGAACGCCGUCGGCCGAAGUCGUCCAAAUCGCCUCUUCAAAAUCGUUGACAGGAACACCGGGAUCAUGUUCCUGGUUGAUACCGGGGCGGAAGUUAGCGUGAUCCCACCGGUUCCAGGCGACACGACUAAGCCACAGACAACUAACUUGA